Aspergillus sclerotioniger CBS 115572 is the source of this 663-nucleotide messenger RNA. RefSeq lists its product as uncharacterized. The coding region runs from base 100 to 663 and encodes 187 amino acids. The record is from RefSeq and is a predicted model, not a curated record. The transcript is spliced from 2 exons. NCBI's taxonomy places the organism in Eukaryota, Fungi, Ascomycota, Eurotiomycetes, Eurotiales, Aspergillaceae.
GUGUAAUUGCAUUGCCAGUGUUCAUCCCCCAUCCAAGAUCACGUGCCCCUGUUCCAAAUCCAACCAACUGGCAAACCCAUCCCCAUUCUAACAUACACAAUGACCGACCCCCUCCCCUCCAUCCUAACCCAAGAAUCCUGGUUCUGGGACCCCUUCCAUAGCAACGAAAUCAAAUUCCACCCCGACGGAACCGGCGACCUCCUCUGCCGCUACGAAACCCAAACCUGGAUCAUGGCCCAAUUCACCUGGACCCUUUCCCAGCAAACCACCAACACCAGCACUACCCAAUUAACCCUCCCCACCACCUUCCCCAUAACCCUCACCCUCACCAAGUGCCUCAUCCCAGGUUCUCACAUCCCACCACAUAUCCGAAUCAACGAAGCCCUACUCACAGACGAAGCCUUCCGUCCAAAAACCUACACAGUCAGAUUAGAUAAAGGAACAUUCAUAACCCAGCACGACGUUACAUAUGCAACUAGAAAAUACGAUGCAGCGAGGUAUUUCCACCGACUGGUCUUUGAUAAGUCGCCGUACCCGCCACCAGAGGAAUGGAAGGAGAUGAGUGCCUCGUUGGAGGCGUUUAGGGUGUGGGAGUGGACGGAGUUUUGUUCCAGAAAGGUGGAUAGACAAUUAGGGGUGGUGGGGGAGAUGUGGGGAGGGUGA